Messenger RNA from Colletotrichum chrysophilum, 1959 nucleotides. RefSeq lists its product as uncharacterized. Bases 1 to 1959 code for a protein of 652 amino acids. The transcript is spliced from 2 exons. Gene Ontology annotation, molecular function: copper ion binding; oxidoreductase activity. The record is from RefSeq and is a predicted model, not a curated record. Lineage: Eukaryota; Fungi; Ascomycota; Sordariomycetes; Glomerellales; Glomerellaceae.
AUGGUUUCCCUUUCGGUUCGCCAGUCUCUGGCAAUCCUUCUCACCCUUGCCUCCGACACUCUUGCCAAGGACUGGCUCAGCCCUGAGUACACCUGGCUCUAUGAGUUCCCUCUUCCUAUCCCUCCCCAAAAGCAGGAGAAGUUCUCCGACAAGCCGGUCAUCAACCCCGUUACGGGCAAGAAGAUGAGAUACUACGAGAUCGAGAUCAAGCAGCUUAGCCAGAAGGUGUACCCCAACUUGGGCAAUGCCACUCUCUUUGGAUACGAUGGUGUCUCUCCCGGUCCAACCUUCAUGAUGGAACGUGGCGAGGAGGCAGUGGUCCGCUUCACCAAUCAUCACCCGAGCAUGGCUAACUCUGUCCAUCUUCACGGUUCAUACUCGCGCACCCCUUGGGAUGGAUGGGCUGAGGAUGUCACCAAGCCUGGGGAGUACAAGGAUUACUACUACCCCAACAACCAGGCUGCACGAACCCUCUGGUACCACGACCAUGCCAUCGACCACACUGCAGAGAAUGCCUACUAUGGUCAAGCCGGCGCUUACAUUCUGCACGAUCCUGCUGAGGAUGGUCUUGCUCUUCCCAGCGGUUACGGCAUCUACGAUAUCCCUUUGAUCCUGUCUGCCAAGCAAUACAACCCUGACGGCUCCCUGUUCUCUCCCGCUAGCGAGACCACCAGUCUUUACGGUGAUGUCAUCCACGUCAACGGACAGCCUUGGCCCUACCUGAAGGUUGAGCCUCGCAAGUAUCGCUUCCGCCUUCUCGAUGCUGCCAUUUCCCGCACCUUCCUGCUUUACCUCGAGAACAGCAAGGGAGAGCGCGCCGAUUUCCAGGUGAUCGCGUCCGACGCUGGUCUUCUCACCGGUCCUCAAAAGGUCCAGGAGCUGUAUAUCGCCAUGGCUGAGCGCUACGAGAUCGUCGUCGACUUCUCCAAGUUCAAGGGCGAGAACGUCACUCUUCGCAACACUCGCGGUUUUGCUGCCGAUCAGGAUUUCCUCCACACCGAUAAGGUCAUGCGUUUCGUGGUCAGCGACCAGUCUGUCGAUGACAAGUCCGAUGUUCCCUCUUCCCUCCGCAACGUCCCCUUCCCCAAGGACAAGACCGGAGUUGACCAGCACUUCCGCUUCGAGCGUACCGGCAGCGACUGGCGCAUCAACGGUGUCACCUUUGCCGAUGUCAACAACCGCGUUCUCGCCCGCCCCAAGCGUGGCACUAUCGAGGUCUGGGAGCUUGAGAACAGCUCUGGCGGUUGGUCUCACCCCAUUCACAUCCAUCUUGUCGACUUCCGUGUUAUCAAGCGUGUCAACGGCCGCGGCGCUGUGAUGCCAUAUGAGUUCCAGGGCCUGAAGGAUGUCGUCUGGCUCGGGCCCGGUGAGACUGUUACCGUUGAAGCCCACUACGCCCCCUGGCCCGGUGUGUACAUGUUCCACUGCCACAACCUGAUCCACGAGGACCACGAAAUGAUGGCUGCCUUCAACGUCACUGUCCUCGAGGAUCUUGGGUACACCGAGGAAUACUUCGUGGACCCCAUGGAGAAGGAGUGGCGCGCCAAGCCGGAGACCUCCAACGCCUACAACUACGACUCUAUCAAGUCCCGCAUGCAGUUCAUGGCCAACUACCAGCCCUACAACAACGUCGACGAGGUCGAGAGCCGCCUCGAUGCCUACUGGGCCACCAAAACCCUGUCCACCUCCACCAUCGCGGCUGCCAGCUCCGCGCCCGCUGCGGUCACAACCACUCCCGUCUCUUCCUCUCCUACCUCCACCAUCACUGCCAAGGCCACGACCACAAGCAAGGCGGAUGAUGACAAGGGUGGAAAGGACAGCACGAAGGACAGUGGCAAGGAUAGUACCAAGGACAGCGGCAAGAAGACCACCACCACUACGAGCAAGAACAAGCGCGGUCUUCGCUUCCGCAACGCCAACAUGCCGAUGCCCAAGCGCACUGCUGCGCCCCAGGCCUGA